AUGAACAAUAGCGUAUUGAAUUCGACAGCUCCUACCGUUAGGCUAGAUUGCUUCUCCCCCUAUUUGGUCAUCACUAAUGGAAUAUGGCUUGGGGAAGAUCCAUUAAGUUACUCUCUCCCUCUCUUCCUCAUCCAACUCCUUAUAAUAACGCUAAUCGGCUGCAUUCUGUAUGCCAUCUUGAAGCCGUUCGGUCAGCCUAUGGUCCUCGCUGAGAUCCUGGCAGGCAUUUUGCUAGGAUCAUCUUUUGCAGGAAGAUGUUUUCAGGGGUUUGAGGCUCAUUUGUUCCCAGGAAGAAGCAUUGAGAUAAUGUCAUCAAUGCGUAACUGUAGUUUACUUUGCUUUGUGUUCAUGGUUGGAGUUGAAAUGGACAUAAAUGUGCUGAGGCAAAUGAAGAAAGUAAUGGUUAUUGGCACUAUUAGCAUCACAUUACCCUUUGCGAUUACCUGGACCAUUGCCUACCUCUUUCGUGACUAUUUCCUCAAAGAACAAAAGAACAACGCCUUCUACAUCUAUCUCGCUCUGGCUCUCUCGGCAACUACAUUUUCCGUGGUCGCUCGAGUCCUUAGAGAUCCCAAGCUCCUGAGCACAGAGGUUGGUCGAGUUUCCAUGUCAUCUUCAAUCAUCCACAAUUUGUUCUCUUGGGUGUUGCUUGCCCUUAUUUCCAUAUUUUCGGGAACUAUGAAAGCGAAUAAAGAAUUGGAUGGCUUGCCCUUCCUCUUCAUCAUACUAUCGAGCCUGAGGCUUUUGGUCGUUUGUGUCGGUUUGGUGAAGCCUGUACUAAAAUGGCUCGUGGGUAGAACGCCAGAAGGUAGUCCAUGA
Asparagus officinalis (garden asparagus) is the source of this 819-nucleotide messenger RNA. RefSeq names its product cation/H(+) antiporter 15-like. Gene Ontology annotation, biological process: regulation of pH; proton transmembrane transport. NCBI's taxonomy places the organism in Eukaryota, Viridiplantae, Streptophyta, Magnoliopsida, Asparagales, Asparagaceae. Gene Ontology annotation, cellular component: endomembrane system; membrane. The coding region runs from base 1 to 819 and encodes 272 amino acids. The transcript has 2 exons. The record is from RefSeq and is a predicted model, not a curated record. Gene Ontology annotation, molecular function: antiporter activity.